Molecule: messenger RNA, 1413 nt
Organism: Coregonus clupeaformis (lake whitefish)
Lineage: Eukaryota; Metazoa; Chordata; Actinopteri; Salmoniformes; Salmonidae
Product: cAMP-dependent protein kinase type I-alpha regulatory subunit
Exons: 11
Coding region: 208-1347 (379 amino acids)
Biological process (GO): regulation of protein phosphorylation
Cellular component (GO): cAMP-dependent protein kinase complex
Molecular function (GO): cAMP-dependent protein kinase regulator activity
Source: RefSeq, a predicted model, not a curated record
UGUGAUUGGUCCUAAACCCGUAUCCGGUGGGGCAGCCGUCCAAGGAUUUGGAAAAAUCGAAGCGAGAAAUUUGGUAAGCUUGUGGAAAUAACAUCCAAAACCGAGUCAGUGUCGAAGGGCUCGGUAAGAAUUCGCGGAUUCUUUUCAGAGGUCAGAGUUUGCGAGUUUACCAGGUGGUAGCGGAGCAGGAGCGCGUCGUGAAUCGUGAUGGCGUCGAGCAGUACGAGCAGUGAGGAGGAGAGGAGUCUGAGGGAGUGUGAGCUCUACGUGCAGAAACACAACAUCCAGCAGCUGCUGAAGGACUGCAUCGUCCAGCUGUGUACCUCCAGGCCAGACAGACCCAUGGCAUUCCUCAGAGAGUAUUUUGAGAGGCUGGAGAAGGAGGAGGCCAAGCAGAUCCUGAACCAGCAGAAGGCCAGCAGCCGUUCUGACUCCCGGGAUGAGGAGGUGUCUCCUCCUAUGAACCCUGUUGUCAAGGGUCGCCGGCGGAGAGGAGCCAUCAGCGCUGAGGUCUACACAGAGGAGGACGCUGCUUCCUAUGUCAGAAAGGUCAUUCCUAAAGACUACAAAACAAUGGCUGCCCUGGCUAAAGCUAUCGAAAAGAAUGUGCUUUUCUCUCACUUGGAUGACAAUGAGAGGAGUGACAUCUUUGACGCCAUGUUUUCAGUUACCUACAUCGCUGGAGAGACUAUCAUUAUACAAGGUGAUGAGGGGGAUAAUUUCUACGUCAUCGACCAAGGAGAGACGGAUGUGUAUGUCAACAAUGAGUGGGUGACCAAUAUCGGGGAGGGGGGCAGCUUUGGAGAGUUGGCCCUGAUCUACGGGACCCCAAGGGCUGCCACCGUCCGAGCCAAGAGCAACGUCAAACUGUGGGGCAUCGACAGAGACAGCUACAGGAGGAUACUCAUGGGCAGCACUUUGAGGAAGAGGAAGAUGUACGAGGAGUUCCUCAGUAAAGUCUCCAUCUUAGAGUCUCUGGACAAAUGGGAGCGUCUGACGGUGGCUGACUCUCUGGAGCCGGUGCAGUUUGAUGACGGACAGAAGAUCGUGGUGCAGGGAGAGCCUGGUGACGAGUUCUUCAUCAUACUGGAGGGUUCUGCAGCUGUGUUGCAGCGUCGCUCUGAGAACGAGGAGUUUGUGGAGGUUGGGAGGUUACAACCGUCUGACUACUUUGGUGAGAUUGCCCUGCUGAUGAACCGUCCCCGUGCUGCCACUGUGGUCGCCCGCGGUCCUCUGAAGUGUGUGAAGCUGGACCGACCACGGUUCGAACGUGUCCUGGGACCCUGCUCGGACAUUCUCAAACGCAACAUCCAACAGUACAACAGCUUCGUGUCACUGUCUGUCUGAGGGGUUUCCCCCACCCCCUGUAUCCCCCUACCCCCUAUUCUCCUGUGUAACACCAUAACACCCCCU